This is a messenger RNA of Diuraphis noxia (Russian wheat aphid), 385 nucleotides long. RefSeq names its product kynurenine/alpha-aminoadipate aminotransferase, mitochondrial. Lineage: Eukaryota; Metazoa; Arthropoda; Insecta; Hemiptera; Aphididae. The record is from RefSeq and is a predicted model, not a curated record. Gene Ontology annotation, molecular function: pyridoxal phosphate binding; L-kynurenine:2-oxoglutarate transaminase activity. Gene Ontology annotation, biological process: biosynthetic process.
UACACGUMAUUUUCUCUAAACAGGACUAGCUGAAUGGUACGAGCCAAAUGGUGGCAUGUUUCUGUGGUUGAAAAUAAUUGGACUAAACGAUGCCAAAAAAUUAGUCACUAAUAGAUGUUUGGAAAAAUUAAUAAUCUUAGCUCCAGGAUAUGCACUAUCAGCAAAUCCUGAAAAUCCRAGUCCCUAUAUUCGAAUUUCGUAUUCUAUUGCAACGCCAGAAGAAGUCGAUCGGGGAAUAUUACUACUGGCGGAAGCUAUACGAGAAGAAUUGUURGAGUAAUAUCUGCUAAUAUGAUCAGAGUAUGCAACGUUAAUAUCAUAAAUCAUAAUUAUUAUAGUUAUCUAUUAUCACUACAAAAAAAGGGUUUGUAUGAAUUUGAAAUUA